GUGUUGACCAUAUCAACUUCCCCUUGAAACUUGCAGCUUUGUGAAUGCAUCCCUCCCUCUUUGCGACAUUGUUAAUGGUUUCCCAGAAACGAAUCAGAGUCAGACCUCUUUACAUGUCACUCAAUCUUUGAUGUCCACGUCCCCGCGCGGUGUCCGAGUCCUGCCGGCUGCGAUGCUUUGCGCGCGCCUGCUUUAGAAAAAACAGAGAAGGAAAAACUUCAGAGAAAUGGCGGAGGGUGCUUCGACUCUCAAAGGCUUGCGAGCCCAAAUGGCUGCAGCUGCACAGGCACAAGCCGAGGAGCGGCGCAGCCUUGCAGGGAACAGUCCAGGACCUCCAACUACAACUACAGCACAAGCCAAACCUCAGGGGUGUAGGCCAGUCCUUGACGGUGCUGCAUUGAGAAUAGACGACCGACUGCGAGUGGCAAAAGAGAGGCGAGAGGAGGCAGACAAACAACACGCUUUGCGAGAGUCUCAGAUCAUGGAGCGGGAGCGCAAGGCCAAGAUACAAGUGGAGCGUCAGUUGGAGGAGCGCCAGAAAAAGGUUGAGGAACAGCGAAAAAAGGAGGAGCAGAAACGAUUGGCUGUGGAGGAGAAGAGGAAGCAGAAACAGGAAGAGGAAAAGGAGCACUACGAGGCAGUAAUGCGGCGGACAUUGGAGCGUAGUCAACGAGUGGAGCAGAGGCAGAAAAGAUGGUCCUGGGGAGGACUUUCCACAGACUCCGAUGGACGAACAGGAGACUCUGAUGCCAGCGCCUCAUCUCCCGUAACAAUAGUUGUCUCCCCUGCCUCGCCAGAAAAGCCACCAAGGAGUCGACAAGUGGACAAACGCUCCACAUCCACCACAAACCUGAAACAGCAGUCUGAUUCUGCAAUCAGCAGGCGCCUAUCCUCCUCCUCUGCCACCCUCAUCAAAUCUCCCGAUAAAAGUAUUAAGCAGAGGAGUUCAUCUUGUAACCGGUUGCCUAGCAAUGGCAAUGCUGCUCAGGCCAGUAAGGAAGACGGCAAAAAGCUUCAGGUGGAACAGACAGGCCGUUCCAUGAAGAAGAGAAGUUCCUCGCUCACACGAGUAAGUGUGGGCAGAGCGCAGACCCCUGCCAAGCCUGAUAAAGGGACAGCAGAUGAUCAAGCUCGCAAGCAACCGGCCGGCUCUGUGGACGGAGGGGUCCUUAGUCGUCUGCUCACCCCCACCCAGGCCUCACUAGCUAGGAGCAAGAGCGCCGCCGUGCUGUCAGCUGAAGGAACAGAUACUGCAGAGUGUCACCUGUGUCCUCGCUCAGCCUCUGCCAGUCCCCUGCACCCACCUCGUGGACCCCUGCGUAGCCGCAGCAUUGACCGGCAGAAGAGUGGCAUGACCACGUCUGUGUCUGCGGAUGGAGCCCUAGACCCUUCAAUGAAGGACAAGCAGUUAUCAUCACCUGGAAGGCAACGUCCUCCCUCCCCAUCUUCUACUCUGGUACGUCACCGAUCUCCCUCCCCAGCCCCCGUUCCAGCUCCAAAGAGGACCCCUUCUCCAUCAGCAUCCAAGCAAAAUUCCAAGGCACGCCCACCCUCACCUGGUGCAAUGAAACAACGACCCCCUUCCCCCCAGCCAGCAUCUAAACCUCCACCUAUCCAAAAACCAGCUCUCACUCCGACAGGACCCCCCACCCUGCGAAAGAGGGACUCUAAGCCCAAGGAUCUAUGUCCUGUCCCAGGUGUAGCACUGCAGUCCCCAGACUCCAGCAAGACCAAAGAGAAAGACGCUCCGUCUGGCACCAACUCAGCUGCUGAUGCAGCUAGGAUCCUUGCAGAGAACCGCAGACUAAUGCGAGAGCAGAAAGAGAAAGAGGAGCAGCUCAGGCUUCAGAGGGAGGAAGAGGAAAAGUUAAGAAAGGAAGAAGAGGAUCGUUUAGCAGAGGAGGCUCGACUGAAGCGCCUGGAGGAGGAGGAGAAGCUGGCAGAAGAAAGAAAAAUUAAAGAAGAGGAAGAUGCUCGCCUGGCAGAGGAGGACAGGGUGAGGCUGGCAGAAGAGGAGGCCGUGAAACAGGCGGAGCUCCAGAAGGAACGUGAGGAGGCUGAGGCCAAAGCCCUGGAGGAGGCCGAGAGAGUCCGUCAGGAGAGAGACCGCAUCAUGCAACAGAACCAGCAAGAGCGAAUGGAGAGGAAGAAGAGAAUUGAAGAGAUAAUGAAGAGAACAAGGAAAGGGGACCAAGGUGACUUAAAGAGUAACCCAGAUGAUGACGACAAAAGCACUCAGGAUGAUGAAGAUGAAGAUGAAGAUGAAGACGGAGAGGGAGACGUAGAGGGAGACGUAGACGGAGAUGGAGAGGAAGAUGGAGAUGGAGAUGGAGAUGGAGAUGAGGGAAAGGACCAGAUAGACUCUGAGACCAUGAGCCAGUCCGAUGACAUCACCAUGGAAGCAGAUAUAGGAGAGUGUGGUAUGUCCUCCGGAGAGCCGGAAAAACAACAAGAGGAGCCCCUGGGCAGUGUGAAUGGAAAACCAGAGACAGAUGACAAGGAGAACAACAAUGGCAUAAGCACAGAGGAGACUCAGGCUGGAAGUCCGACCCCUAAAGCCCGCCUCGUCGAAGGCUCAGAGUUCUUGAACGAGCAGGACUCUUCCAAGGUGGUCUCAGGUCUUAAUGGUAAAUCCAAUCAGUGGAGCAUUGAGGAGCUCAUCGACCUCAACGUCCACUCCAAGACUCACCCCCUCAUCGAGGCCGGGGGCUGUAACCAGGUCUUGAUCAACUGUGACGGGAGCUCAGACGGGCCCAGGGUAGCCUUUGAGGACAAGGGAACCCCGGUCAACACCUUACAUUCCUCUAAUCAACCCUUAGAAGCCAUGUCAGAGAUUUGAUGCUGCAGCUGUCGCAGACCAAGCCUCUUACUGUUGCACUCGUGAAGUUCCUGUCCAGCUGAGCUCCUUUAAAUAAAGAACAUCUACCAGUUCCAGACAGCUUCCCCCUUUUCCUCCUCCUCCUCUUCCAGAGAGAGGAGCAUGAGGUGAAGCAGAAACACCACCCUAAGUGCUACAUUUGCACCCUGAAUGAUGAGGAACAAAGUAUAUUAGAGUUAUAUAUAAAGGUUAUGCUUCAGGGAAAUUCCAUAUAUUCCUUCAAUGUGCUUGCUUCCAGUCCCCUCCCCCCGCCCUCAUGUGUUUAGUUGUUAUCAAAUUUUUUUUUCUAUGUCGUGUCUAAUUUGAUGAUGUUUUUUAAGAGUUUGUCUUGUGAGGGGUGCAUUGUUGUAAUUUAUUAAUUUUUGGCUUCUUUACCGUAAUUAUUGUUAUCAUAUGUUUAGUCUUUUUCUCUUGUAUGAAAAUAUUCCAUGACACGUGUACAUUAGACUGUGUGAAUUGAACUUGAUGUUAAUAUGUGAGUUAAAGGAAGGAGCGUUGAUACAUUCUGUUCUUCAAGUGGGUUGGAGCUCAUCUAAAUUUACUUGACUGGCUGCUUGUUGCAGCAUCCAGCAAUAUGGCCUUAAAAUUAUAUCCCAACUUCUAAUUUCUAAGUGUGCAUUAGCUUGUGCUGAGGCUGACACACGCACAGUUAAGCAGCUGUCUGUUAUGCAUAUGUUUAACAGGUGGAUUCUGUAUUUAUACAUCACCUCACUUUCAGUUUUUCUAUAUGGUCUCCCAGCUUUUCCUACCGUGUAUUCCCUUCUUCGGCCACUAGAGGGCUGCAGAAGCACAUCUCCAGCUGUUACAUUUAGAGCUGACAAACGUUGAGAUUCAUGACAACACUGUAGUGUAUUUACAUGUUCAGAUGUUUCAUCAGUUUGUUCCAUUUAGUUUGUGUUAAUUUUUACAAAUGUAUAUAGAAUUAUUGUUUACUAACAUGAUUGCAAUUUAAAUCCGGUUCUGACUUGCAUCAGAUGAAGUCUCAACCGAAGACAGUUUCAUCAACUGUUUGAAAACUGUAACAAGCUUACUUAACACAAAGGUGAAGUCUGAUUUAAAUGCAUUUAUAAAAACAUCUAACUUGAAUAUUUGGCUUUUCUGUCACAAUCUCCAGAGUUUACCUGACUGAACUUAAAAAAACAGGUUUCUAAUCAUCUGGUUUUAAGUGAGCUUCUCCAACACAUGCAAACACACCUGUUCAGUCACCCCACCUCCUUCAUUCAUGACUAUUAUCUCCCACAACAAACAAGCUGCUACAUCUGAAAAGAAAUGCAUUUCAACUAUUUUUUAUAAGAUACAAAUUUGGCUGUUUGUUUAUAUAAGAAAAUACAUUUCUACAUAUAUUUAAGUGUUAUUGUAUUGUGUAUAUAAUCAGUAUUAGGCAAGCAAAGCCAUGUGUAGAAUGGAGUGGCGUCAGGAUGUGGAUUAUUAAGGUCUAUGUGACCGUGCUUUAAGUUAGAUCUUUGUUCGACUCGUGCCCUGUGGCAGCCUGGAAAACUCAGAAUCCCCUAAAAAAAAAAAACCCUCUUCCAUCAGAGCUCUGUACAACAAUGGGUCAAGUGAGGACUUUUAUUUAUGUUUCUUUAUGUUCAUAUACGAGAACUUUCAGCCUCACUUCCCCACCGUGAUUCUGAACAUUGCCUCAGUGACAGAGCCCUCUGCAACAUGUCUGACACAUGAAAUGAGUCAUAGCUGUGCCUCUUCAUGAUGCGUCUAAUGUCAUCAGAAUAUGUUUUGUGUUGUGUCAGAUGAUACAGUAACAUUGUUGGAUAGUUAUGGUUGGCAUAAAAGCUCAGGUCACAACUUUUCUGCUUUGUAGAAUAAACCAGGGCACAUCAUAAAGAAGCUAAGUAAGUCCUGGGUCAGACUUGUGUUCCAUACACGUUCAGGAUUGUGUUUCUAUUUUCUGAUUCCUUCUGCUCGAACAGUCCGAGCAUGAGGUUUUGAGGACCUUGAAUUUUGCCUUUUUCUCCUUUAGCUUUCAAAUCGUCUUUCUAACAAACAUCCUUUUGUACAUAAAGAUCUUAAGCUUUGACGAGUAAGCUCUAAGAAUGUAACAGCAGACUACAGAAACCGUCCUUCAUCACUUACCAUGUCUCUAGGCGCUGCUUGCUUUUAGCUUUCUUACAUUGUUCAUCGAAAACAUGAGACUCAUUGCACUGUCAGAAGUUACUCACUAUAUUUAAAGAGUGGUUACCAAGAGUAGCUUUACUGUACAGACAUGUAGGAGAGUGGUGUGAUAUUCUGAGAGGAAAGACAUGUAUAAGAUGUCUCAUUCGUAACGUAACUCCCCUUUAAACCUGCCCUGCUCCUGUCCCCUCCUGCUGAAGGGGGGGUCGGUUGUAGUUGCUGCUUUAACCAAUACUGUAUGUAUUCCAGGUCCUGCUGCAUCGUUUAGGGCUUCAGUACAGAGCUCAAUGUUGUCUCUAACAAUAGUAUAGAACGGUGCCUUAGAUUGAGAUUUAGUAUGUUUACUGUCACAGUUAACUGAAAAAGCUUGUCCUUACCUCGGCCUCGACAAUCAGUCCAACCCAACCCUGGGCGACUUUGUGAAUAUGAAUAUUUUCUCUGGAACAUUUACUAAACCUAACCCUGUCAGCUAAUACGAUUUGUACUGUAAAUAUAUCUAAAGUGUACUGAGAUGAUACAAACUGUUCAAAAAAAUAAAGUCUUGUUAAAAUA
This is a messenger RNA of Notolabrus celidotus (New Zealand spotty), 5560 nucleotides long. RefSeq names its product MAP7 domain containing 3 (gene map7d3). The transcript has 20 exons. Gene Ontology annotation, biological process: microtubule cytoskeleton organization. Gene Ontology annotation, cellular component: microtubule cytoskeleton. NCBI's taxonomy places the organism in Eukaryota, Metazoa, Chordata, Actinopteri, Labriformes, Labridae. The coding region runs from base 227 to 2839 and encodes 870 amino acids. The record is from RefSeq and is a predicted model, not a curated record.